AUGCUCGAGCCAAUUCAUCUCCCCAUUCUGGGGGCUGUUGCGAUGCUGGGUCUCAUGGUAUUCCGAGGACUCAGACUGCAGCAUGAUCCCCGUGAGCCACCCUUACUACCGAGCAAGAUUCCAAUGACCGGUCAUCUACUCGGGAUGAUAUUUGAAGGUCUUCCGUACUGGGAUAAAACUGCCAAUAAGAACCCAACACAUGGGAUCUUCGCCUUAAACUUGCUGUUCACGAAGGUGUAUCUCGUUUCUUCGACCGAGAUCAUCCGUUUGAUGCAGCGCAAUCAGAAGACUCUCACGUUUGAUCCUAUCAACAGAGUCAGCAUCCAGAUAUUCAGCGGCAUCAAUAAUGAGCGGACACUGCGCAUGGUCAGUAAUACGCAUGAGGGGGACCUGGGACUGGGUGCUGAAUGCUCGAAGAUGGAAUGGUCAGAUACAAUACCUGUCAGGACCAACUACCGCAGGACAUCACCUUAG
This is a messenger RNA of Penicillium cosmopolitanum, 474 nucleotides long. RefSeq lists its product as uncharacterized. Lineage: Eukaryota; Fungi; Ascomycota; Eurotiomycetes; Eurotiales; Aspergillaceae. The coding region runs from base 1 to 474 and encodes 157 amino acids. Gene Ontology annotation, molecular function: heme binding; monooxygenase activity; oxidoreductase activity, acting on paired donors, with incorporation or reduction of molecular oxygen. The record is from RefSeq and is a predicted model, not a curated record. The transcript is spliced from 2 exons.